Molecule: messenger RNA, 5294 nt
Organism: Amoebophrya sp. A120
Lineage: Eukaryota; Dinophyceae; Syndiniales; Amoebophryaceae
Source: the annotation of a GenBank genome assembly
CUCGCGAGGACUGCAAGAACAUUUAUCGAUCUGACUUGCGCGAUUUAUGCAUGGAGUGUUGAAGUUUUAGUCAUGAUGCACUUUUAGUUUUACCGACCACACGGCCGCGCAUUGUUUGUGCAAGCAGGGGUGCGAUGAACUAGGACAAACCCUAACCCUUUCAACAACAAACGCCGGCGCACUUUUCAAAAGUUCCCGUUCACCUGAUGAUCGAAUGUUAUUGUCCACAGUUGUAGUCAAAUCAAGUAUUGAAAUUUCGAGCCACUUUUGUAUAAACACAAUGUACAACUUCGCUAAUAAUAUCACUAAAGCUGUAGACGAAACAUCAACAAGAGCUCGGAUUUAGCAGAUUGACAAAAUGUAGUAGAAAAAUUCAGUUUACUACCAACAAAUUUUAUAGUUACACUCAGUCUUGGUCGUUUCUUUUGUGAAACGGAAAAUGAAGAGAAACUGGUACAUCAGCAAAAAAUUGUAACUCUCUGCCGCCUGAUUACCAUCUCGCAGCCAUCGAAGAUGGCCCGUGGCCGCAGCGACAGUCGAGGGCGAAGCGGUGACCAAAAUCAGCGACAUAUCCUGUGUAAAAACGUGUCCAUAGAGUCCUCACGAUGGUGAAUAUUAUGACAGUGAACUACAACUCCCCCGCCUCCCCCUCAUUCGUAUGGCAUGAACAGCAACACACGCAACGGCAGAUAUGUGGCUUCCGCAUGACAAAUCUGUACACGGAUGGUAGUGCUGUAGUUUGAUAAGGUUUCAAAAUUUGGCAUGCAGAUAGUGCCUAAAUAAGGCAAGAUAUGGAUUUGGUAUUUCUGUUUUUCAUUUACAAAUGAGGGCGGGGGGACCAGUUGUGCAGCACUCUCAUAAUGGGAAUUUUGCAUACACAAAUAACCAACAAGGUUUGGCUGAUGUUCUUGCGCGUUUGCGGAUUUGCAUGACAAAGCUGGGCCGAUGGAGACGUUUUUGCACCACAUGAUACGACAAACCAGACGACACCGCGACAACAGCCGAACCCGGAAAAAUAUCGCGUGUAAGAGCAUUUUUGCACAACAACUCGUAAUAAUUGCAGUUUAUGCAUGCGAAAGCUGGUUGCAUAGACAAUUUAGCAUGGAAAAUUGCAUUUGUCAUGCUGACCAAAUUUGUAAAUGCAAUUACUACUUCUACGUAGCAGUACGAUGCAUAUUUUCCACUUCAUAAGAAAUAACCGGGGCCGAGACCGCAGGCGAGACACGAGCCGGUCGCGAAGCGGCGGGCGGCACCAAAACAAGAGAAAUAACAGAGACCAGCAACAGCAGAGCAACAACCGGUCGCGCUCUCCGUCGCCACCGCGGACGCCGCGCGCCCCGCCGACGGAUUUACAGCAGUAUGAAAAGGACCAGGAGAAGAAGGGGUGGCUGACCUGGUAUCAAAAGGAGAAAUCCCCCCUCCCCAUAUCAAAACGGAAAUUUGUGAUGCUGAUUUGUGGUCACAAAUCCGAGCUGUCUUGCUGGAGAGCACUGCAGGCCCAGACCAAGCGCGAGUAGAGAGGUUUUGGCCUAGGCACUUAGCAUGAUAAACAUCCGCGCUGUAGGCCCAACAGCAUGACAAACCACCUGCAUCAUGCGGCGGAGCCUGUGGAGUUGCCUUCUUGCAAGACAGGCACGAUUUGUGGCCACAAAUCAGCAUGACAAAUUUCCAAAAGUAUACCGUUUCAGUAUGGGGAGGGGGAUUUUUCCUCUCAAUACCUGGUUCGGCAGGAAUACGCGCGACCGGGAGCGGAAUCGAAUAAAGCCGGUAUCAAAUGUAAAAGUGCCUGGGUCUGGAAAGUUGGAACUUGUGAUGCUAUCUUUGGACUCUAAAAAAAAUUGCAUUGCAUGACCAGCAAGAGGAACCACAUUUGUGCUACGCGAGGAGGGCAUUUGUCAUGCGGAAAUGGCAUCAGGGAGCUUUCCAAAAAUCUGUGAUGCUGGGUCAUGCAUUACAAGCAGCAUCGGUCGUGCCAGACAAGCAUGACAAGCCUUCCACUCUUCCAGACCCAGACAUUUUUACAUUUGAUAGCCGGAGUGGCAAUACCACGAGGAGACGGAGCUGUUCUAUUUCAUCCCGAAAAACCUCUACUUCAAGCUCGAGCCGGUCAACGACAAGCAAAUUGCGACCGCGAAACUCCACUUGAAACACGGGGGCGGGGGUAUGGUCAGCGCGACAAAGUCCGUGCAGUGGAAGAUUUUGCGGCCCGACGAAAAUUUGGAAGACUGGGGCGACGAGAAAAUGAUCAAGUUGCAGAAAGCGGAAGAGAUGCGCAACGCGCUGAAGACCGCGGAGUUUCACUCGUUCGACGAACGAAAUGUGAUGUCGGCCGCAGCCAGCACCAGCAGCAAUAUCCAACAAGUAGGUCUAGGUGCCCAUACCGGAACUUCAACUUCGCAACACGCUGGAGCCAGCUCGUCUACCACCGCGGGGGGCGGUGCGCUAUCAACUGUAAAAGUGUCUGGGUCUGGAAGAUUCUGACACUUGUCAUGCACGUUUUGCAUGAGCCCUGACGUCUGUGAUGCAUGCCCUAGCAUCACAGACUUUUUGAGAGCUCCUUGAUGCCUAUUCCGCAUGACAAAUGCCCUCUCCGCGUAGCAAAAAUUGCAUUCCCUUUGCUGCUCAUGCAAUACAGAUUUUUUUGGAAUCCAAAUUCAGCAUCACAAGUUGCAUUCUUCCAGACCCAGACAUUUUUACAUUUGAUAUGCGCAAAGUCGGAGCAAUUUGCGGUCCAACAGCUUCGGUCCAGAGGAUAACAACAGCAACUCCAAGAUGAUUCCAGAUCCCUUUACAAAAAUAUGCCGGCAAGACACCGGAAACAGCGAAAAGAACAACGACGGCGGGAAUAACAAUGUCACGAAAAACACCUCGAAACAUAACCUCGGCGAGCAUGGGUUAGCGACCAGUGCGCCAAGCGACAAUCAAAUGUUGGCCUCCUCCAAAAGCGGCAACCACCAACACCAACCCGACAGCAUGUCCACGACUGCCUCCACCUCGACGUCAGCCUCCGGCGUGAAGUAUGAAGAGGGGAUCGUGCUGCAGUGGCACGAAGACCGGGGGUUCGGUAUCAAAAUGAAAAAUCCCCUCUCCCCAUAUCGAACAGGAAAGUUGUGAUGCUGGAUUUGCGUACACAAAUCGGAUUUGUCUUGCUGGAGAGGACUGCAGGCACAUCUCACGCCCGAGUACAGAGGUUUUGGCCUAGGCGCUUAGCAUGAGAAACGUCUGCGCUGUAUGCCCAACAGCAUCGCAAACCGCCUGCAUAAUACGGCGAAGCCUGUGGAAUUGCCUUCUUGCAAGACAGACAUGAUUUGUGGUCGCAAAUCAGCAUUGCAAAUCUUCUGCGACAUACCUUUUCGAUAUGGGGAGGGGGGAUUUUUCCCCGCGAUAUUCGGCUUCAUUUCCCACUCUACCAUGACCCCCGCCACCCCCACCUCCCCGGCGUCGCAGCAAACCCAGACGCUGUUCGUGUAUCGCAAGAAAAAACUGUUUCACUGUGAACCUGUGAUGCAGAGAACGAAACACCAACGCGUUUGUCUUGCUACACCUGCAACACAAUGGAUUUUUAGGCGUGUUUUCCAUUGGAAAACGCGCAUCACAGAUUUUCUGUGUCAUGUGUAGCAAAUUUGUGAUGCAGAUCUAGCAAAACCGUCAACAGUGAAACAGUUUUUUCCUGGGAUAUCGUGCACCGGAGAAAUAUUGUAGGAAGCACGUCGCAGCGCCCCAUCAACUUGCCGGUGAACAUCAAGGUUAUUUUCACAAUCGGAGAAGAUAGCUCGAGUACAACGCAAGCGGCAAAAGACAGCUCGACAGCAAGUGGAGGUAACACCGCGGCUUCAGGAGCUGGUUUAAAUAAGGACGAUAAAUCACUGGUGGCGCUGCAGGUCCAGAUGAUCGACCCGAAGACAAAUAAACCAGCCUUGGUGCAUAUGAACAGCAGAAGUAUCCUACUCGUAUACUAAUGCAUUACAAAUUUCCUCAGCAUGGGGAAUAAAAUUUGUGAUGCGGAUCUACAUUGAGAAAAAGAUUUGUAUAUGCGUGACUGCAAUACGAGUGCGAUAUCGUUUUGCACAGGAUAGUGCACUCCGCGGACUACCAUGCGAAAAUCGAGCACAACCGGUAUCGUCAGGAAAAAUCCGCCCUCCCCAUAUCGGACUGGAAGUUUGUGAUGCUGGAUUUCCGUACACAAAGCAGUUUGUGUUGCUAGAAUGGCAAGAGCCGCAGUUGCGGCCUUAAUUGCAGGCAUAUAUUGUGAUGCUGUUUCCCACUUCCAGUUGCCUCCUGUCAUGCGGAACAUGCAAAAAGGCCUUCUCACGUCAGCCAGCACGACAGUCCGCAUCUUUUGUCUUCUAGCAUGGCAGCAUGAUUCGCGGUCACAAAUCAGCAUCAGAAAUUUCUAGCUUGAGUAUGGGGUUCGGGGUUUUUCCGUUUGAUAGCCGGCUGCGCAUGCACGUCACGCUGGAGUCCCUGCAGUUGAGGUCCUGGUGCGAGUCCUGGCCCGGGAAGAAGCAGCACCUGCAGGACCGGUUAUCAAAUGCAAAUAUGUCUGGGUCUGGAAGGAUGCAACUUGUAAUGCUGUCUGCGGAUUCUAAAAAUACCUGUGUUGCAUGAGCAGCAAAAGGAGUCAGUUCUUGGCACGCGGAGAGGGCAUUUCUCAUGCGUAAUCAGCAUCAAGUAGCUCUCAAAAAAUCAGUGAUGCUAGCACCAGCAUCACAGACCUCAUGGGUGAAGCAACAUGGGCAUGACAAGCCCCGACGCUUCCAGGCCCAGACAUAUUUGCAUUUGAUACCGGUUCUGCCUGAACCAGGCUUUGGAGGACAUCGGCAUGUUUUUCGGCGUUUUCGACGGACACGGUGGGGUGCAGGUGGCGGAUUUGGUUUCCGAUCGGCUGUUAUCAAAUGCAAAGAUGUCUGGGUCUGGAACAGUGGUUGAACUUGUGAUGCGUGUCUUGCAUUCCUGGAAAAUCUGUGUUGCAUGAGCAGCAAAAGAGGAGCUUGCUUUGUCAUGCAAAAACGCAAUUUGUGAUGCGUGGUAGGCAUCAGCAGGCGCCUCUAAAAACUUGUCAUGCCUGGCUGCCAUUGCAAGCGCUUCAAUCAUGCUCAAUUUAGCAUCACAGAUUUCCAGACUCAGACAUUUUUGCAUUUGAUAGCUGUGGAAGCACCUUCUGUCGCACUACAAACAACGCACCGUGCUAGCGGCGUCCCGCGACGAGAAGUUGCUGCAGAGCCACAUCGCAGCCUACUUGCAGUGCGACGCCGAAAUCUGCGAAGUAAACUAUUGCUGUCACUGUCACAUUA